AUGGACUCGCUCCAUUUCAAAGUCGAGCAACUUAAAUCCUUAUGGGCCGAGUACAGGCUGACUAACCAAGGUUUUGGUACAGAUUACGGUGAUCAGUCAGAGUGGGCACGAAAAAAACUAAAUACCAUUCUAACAGAGUUCGACAAACUCAUCCAAGAACAAAUAAUCUGGAAGUUAGCAGUUGCUUCCGAAAUCGAAGACUUAUUUGCUGAAAUAGAGGAGCAAUGUCGAUUAUUUGGACGACAAAUAGAUAAUGUUCUAGAGGACCUGACCGGUCCUGUUCUACCAACUAAUAAUGUAACACGCGAUUAUUUAAAGAAUAUUCGCGAUAGUUUACACGAAGAGAUCACAACUACGCGCAAAAAUAUAAAUAUAUGGCUUGAUGGCGUCACGCUAUUCGCCAAAGAAUUAAAAACUAAUGAUAUCGUGCCACCAAAAGAAAUAUUCGAGAAUGACCUGAGUGCUUCGGUCGUUCAACCUAUUUGGUAUAAAUACGAUUAUUUACAUCAGAUAGUGACUGUACGACGGGAUUCAUUUGAAGAUAGUUCAUCACAACUACACUUUUACUUUGACAAAUUAAAACUUGAACCUGCUGAUGACACAGAAAAGGCAUUACUUCAAUUAUUCUUGGAUAAAGCAACUCCCAACGAUAUAGCCGAUAUACUCUCCCAAAUACAAAACUAUUAUCAUCUAAAAAAUAAUUCUGUUGAUACUGAUAAUGACAACAGCGACGGCGAUGAAAAUGCACGAUUUGAGAGAUCGCUAUCACCGUCUCGUGAUUACAUGUAUUAUAGUCCGGAAUUACCGGAUGGAUUAAGUUUAACAGAAGAACAACUGACGUCUCUGAAGCAGAAAUUAGUGGGUUUUGAAAAGGAAUAUAUUGAACGAAAACAACGACGCGAUAAGAUCGAAAAGGAGGUUAAGAGUCUCUGGGAAGAAUUGAAAAUGCCUGAAAACGAGAGAAAAGUCACGCUGAAGGAUACUCUCGAGGAAAAAUACUUGAAUCAGCUAUCAGAAGAACAAGAGCGGCUUCGUGAGAUUAUGCGCGAAAUCAUUCAGAAAGCCAUUGACGAGUACACCUUGCAAUUGGGUGAACUCUGGGACAAAUGUCUCGUUCCGCAAAAUGAACGGGACGAAUUCUUUGCCGCUCUUCGAGAAAUCGUAUCAGCCGAAGAAGUGUACGAACGUCUAGCUCAAGAGGUCGCUCGUCUCCAAGAAUUAUAUCUCAAAUGUGCAACUAUAUAUCGAUUAAUGUUGGAACGUCGUGCAUUGAUCGAGAAAAUGAUAGAAUUCGAGAAAAAAGCCUCAGAUCCAAAUCGAUUAUUCCAAAGUUCUUUCCGAUUACUGGAAGAAGAAAAAUGGCGAAAGACAUGUUGGCCCAAUUUGGUUAAAAUUGAAGAUAGUUUGAUCAAAGCUUGUCUCGAAUAUGAAGAAAAUGAGCGAAAACCUUUUAUGCACGAAAGUGUACGCUUUCUCGACACAUUGCAAAGUGAAAUCGGUGAGCGUAUCGUAAAUCAAAUGUUCUUUGGCUUUGAACAAAAUGCAAAUAAGACCACAAAGUCGGAAACACCGACAAGAUCUUCAAGAAGAGAUAGUGUAGCUUCUUCACGACCAGGAUCACCAACAUCUCGAUCAUCAAAAGCACCAAGUCGACGAACAAGUAUGUAUUUCAAUAACAAUGGAAGUACAACGAGUCGACCAGCAAGUCGAGCUGUUUCACCCAAUCGACGCCCAAAUACCCUUGAUGUAAGUCGACCAACAAGUCGACCGGCUAGUCGGCAAGUUUCGCCUACACGACUUGCUAAUCGCCGGUCUACUGUACUGUUGGGUGUGGAAGCUACAUCUAGAAGUCGACCUGUUAGUCGAGCGGUUUCACCAUCACCAAAUAGUAAAGCACCGAGUCGAAGAUCAAGUGUUUAUUUCGAUAAAUCUAAUGGUAACCUGUCUGUCUCUUCAACGUCAUUAUCACGCGCAGCAUCACCUAACAGAAUAAAGCGACGCAGCAGUUUAUAUCUUGACAGUAAUGCAGAAACAUCCGAGAAACCAGCUCAUUCACGAAAAUCUUCUGCAGAAACGACGGCGUCAUUGAAUACCGAAUCACCAUUAACAUCAACAAAGAGAAGUAAUAGUUUAUCGAGCAAUUCGAGUUCUUCAUCUGUAUCUUCUGUUGCGACUCCUUCAACACCUGAACCACAUGUUGUAAAUGGAAGAUUAGCUGUCUCACCAUCACCACAGUCAAAAAGUAAAUUAUCAAACAGCAAAUCGAAAGAUUCAUCAUCAACUUCUAAAGAUAACGAAGUUGCUGAUAGUGAAGCUAAUAAAUCAAAUACAAGGAUUACACGUGGAAUUCCACGUCCUUCAGCUCCAAAUAGAACUCAAACUACUCCAGUUAAAGUAACACCUCCACCGCGUAAUCCUGCACGAAGUGCAACUGUUAAUCUAGGUCAUGAUUUAUCGGAAACAAACGCAACUCUAAGGAAGAGACCAUCAAUAAAUGGUCUUCGUCCUAGACCAUUGAGUAUCGCAUCAACCACCACUUCAUCAAAGAAAAUACCAGUCAGUAAUAAGAGAAUGUCUGUUAUACUCGAUGGUGGAAGAUAG
This is a messenger RNA of Ambispora gerdemannii, 2601 nucleotides long. Lineage: Eukaryota; Fungi; Glomeromycota; Glomeromycetes; Archaeosporales; Ambisporaceae. The record is from the annotation of a GenBank genome assembly.